UUUGGCUUUGGCUUUGGCUUGCGGUCCGUGGCUGUAAAAGGAGAAGUCCAGAGGAGGCAGGUUGAAGUUGCAGCAUCUUUCGGAGCUCCCUAAGCGGAGGCGGUGGAGAGCGGAGGCUUUCGGCUCCCAGAAAUCUCCACAGGAGCCAUGGCACACUACCCCACAAGGCUGAAGACCAGACAGACUUACUCGUGGGUUGGCAGGCCACUGUUGGAUGGACAGCUGCACCACAAAACCUAUAAAGAAAUGUGUGUGAAAAUAAAAGGUGAUUCAACUGAGAUUCACAUCCAGGUUGGACAGUUUGUGUUGAUUGAAGGGGAAGAUGAUGAAAACCCAUAUGUUGCCAAAUUGAUGGAGUUGUUUGAAGAUGAUUCUGACCCUCACCCUAAGAAACAUGCACGAGUACAGUGGUUCAUCCGAUUCUGUGAAGUCCCUGUCUGUCAACAGCAUCUGUUGGGCCGGAAGCCUGCUGCACAGGAGAUAUUCUGGUGUGAUUACCCUGGCUAUGAGAACAGCAUUAAUGCUGAAACCAUCAUUGGCCCCGUUCAGGUAGUAGCUUUAGCCCCAGAUGAAGUGGUACCUACGGAUCUGGAAGAUGAGAAGAUAUUCUUUGUGAAACUAUCCUGGAAUAAAGAGAAAUUCAGGCCACUCUCCCCAAAACUAUUUGCGGAGUUGGAAAAACUACCGGAUGGUAGCUCCAAGGGCCAGAAGCGCGUGGGAACCAAGACUAAUUGCAUAGAAAGUCCUUCUUGCACCCCAGCAGAACAUGUGGUCACAAGGAUUGAAUCAAAGCACUCCACUGCCAAGUCUCGGCAGACGCCUACCCAUCCCGUCACCCCAAGAGCAAGGAAGAGGCUGGAGCUUGGCAGUUUCCCUGGGACACCCAACACUAGGAUGUCCCAGACUUCACGUGCCUCCUUGGGGUCUCUGGGAGGAAAUAAACGGAAAAUGUCCCUCUCUGAGAUCCCUUCACCUUCUAAGAGGUCCCUGUCUAAUAAAUUUCAAACCGUGUCUCCAGUCCUGAAAGCCCCAGAGAAAAGUGGAAAGAUUCAACUCUUUGGUACUAAAGAUGACAAGAAGGCUUCAUCUGAACGUCACAUGAUCCUGAGAACCCGAAUCUCAGCUUUGGAAACCACAGAAAUUAGUGAGGACAGAACACUUAACCCGAUCAGCAGGAGACGGAGAUCCUCAGGGGUGCCCUCAGUGAUUCUGAAGCCAGUAUACAUCAAAAAGAGGGAUACAAAAGAACAAGAAUCUCAGAAUGAAGCUGCCUCUGCUCCCCGUCGGACUUGCAGAAAGAGUUCUCUCUUGUCUUUGGAUCGGAUUAGACAGCAGCUUCGGUUUCUAGGUUAUGACAAAAGUGAAAAAGAGGAAGAGUUCCUGCCAGCAGCAGAGAUUUCAGACUGGAGCAGUGAGGAGGAAGAGGCUUCCACGCCACCCCAUCCCAGGAGGACACUCAGAAAUACGUCUAAGAACCUCCACUUGUCCUUGAAGUCAUCCUUACAAACCCCCUCCAAGACGCCAAAGAAAACCCCCAAGUCUAGAACACCCCGUCAUGCCACUCCUCAGAUUCGCAGCCGAAAGCUGGCUGCCCGGCAGCCCACCAGCAUGCUGGAGGAGGCCCGGCUGAGGCUGCAUGUUUCUGCUGUACCUGAGUCUCUACCCUGUCGAGAACAGGAAUUCCAGGACAUCUACAGCUUUGUGGAGAGCAAACUCCUUGACCAUACAGGAGGGUGCAUGUACAUCUCUGGUGUCCCUGGGACAGGGAAGACCGCCACUGUGCACGAGGUGAUCCGCUGCUUGCAGCAGGCAGCCCAAGCACAUAACGUUCCUUCCUUUCGGUUCAUUGAGGUCAAUGGCAUGAAGCUCACGGAGCCCCACCAAGUCUACGUGCAGAUCUUGGAGAAGCUAACAGGCCAGAAGGCAACGGCUAACCACGCGGCAGAAAUGCUGGCAAAGCGAUUCCGCACUCCGGGGUCCCCUCAGGAAACUACAGUGCUGCUUGUGGACGAGCUCGACCUCCUGUGGACUCACAAACAAGAUGUAAUGUACAAUCUGUUCGAUUGGCCCACUCACAAGGAGGCCCGGCUGGUGGUUCUGACCAUUGCCAACACAAUGGACCUGCCAGAGCGAAUCAUGAUGAACCGGGUGUCAAGCCGACUGGGUCUUACUAGGAUGUCCUUCCAGCCCUAUACUCACAGCCAGCUGCAGCAGAUCCUGGUGUCCCGACUCAGACAUUUAAAGGCCUUUGAGGAUGAUGCCAUCCAGUUGGUAGCCAGGAAGGUAGCAGCCCUCUCUGGAGAUGCACGGCGCUGCCUGGACAUCUGCAGGCGUGCCACUGAGAUCUGCGAGCUCGCCCCCCAGAAGCCUGGUGCCCCCGGCCUGGUCACAAUAGCCCAUUUAAUGGAAGCUGUGGAUGAGAUGUUUUCAUCAUCAUACAUCACUGCUAUCAAAAACUCCUCCAUUCUGGAACAGGGCUUCCUGAGAGCCAUCCUUGCAGAGUUCCGUCGGUCAGGCCUGGAGGAAGCAACAUUUCAACAGAUAUACAGUCAGCAUGUGACACUUUGCAGAAUGGAGGGGCUGCCAUAUCCUACCAUGUCAGAGAGCAUGGCCGUGUGUUCUCAGCUGGGCUCCUGCCGCCUCCUGCUGGUGGAGCCCAGCAGGAAUGACCUGCUCCUUCGCGUGCGGCUGAACGUCAACCAGGAUGAUGUGCUGUACGCGCUGAAAGAAGAGUGAAGAGCCGUCAGGAGGAAGCACUGUUAGCUGCCGGGGUUUUAUUUUUGUUUUUGUUUUGUUUUUGAGACAGAGUCUCACAAUGUCUCCCUUGGUAGAGUGCUGUCACGUUGCAGCUCACAACAACCUCAAACUCUUGGGCUUAAGCGAGUCUCUUGCCUCAGCCUCCCAAGUAGCUGCCACAACGCCCGGCUAUUUUUUGUUGUUGUUGUUGUAGUUGUCAUUGUUGUUUGGCAGCCCCAGGCUGGGUUCAAACCCACCACCUCUGGUGUAUGUGGCUGGCGCCUUGGUCGCUGAGCUACAGACGCUGAGCCAGCUGCUGUUUUCUAAGAGCUUGAUUUCCCUUUUUCUAUGCACAUGAAAUUGUUGUAGCAAAGUAUAUUGAAUGCAAGUGACUCGUGUGUUUUGAAAUUUUCCAUUAAAUAAUUGCUUUUUCCAGAGCAUUUGGAAAGUCAUUACAAACAUCAGUUUAUAAACCAAACUGUCUUUCUUACAAUAGGCCCAGAGGCCCUCUCUCAGACUUUUAUUUCUAUUACUAGCCCUGCCAUUUAUUUAAUGAUAACAUAUAAAAUAUGUAAUUUUAUGUAUAUAUGAUAUUGGAUGAAUGUAAAAUAGUUCUGGGAGAAAAUGUAAGAAAUUGGUUAUAUUGGUCACCUAGGGUCAGGGUUUAGAUACUCUGACAGACUUUACAC
Molecule: messenger RNA, 3425 nt
Organism: Nycticebus coucang (slow loris)
Lineage: Eukaryota; Metazoa; Chordata; Mammalia; Primates; Lorisidae
Gene: ORC1
Product: origin recognition complex subunit 1
Exons: 17
Coding region: 148-2736 (862 amino acids)
Biological process (GO): DNA replication initiation; mitotic DNA replication checkpoint signaling
Cellular component (GO): nuclear origin of replication recognition complex
Molecular function (GO): DNA replication origin binding; ATP binding; ATP hydrolysis activity
Source: RefSeq, a predicted model, not a curated record